UCUGGAGCGCCCCGUUUUAUACGUGCGCAUGCACAGUCAGAGGGCUUCCUGGUGCUAGUUUCCUAUGAGCGACUUCGAGCUGGAUUGGCGAGUCUGAAACAGUUCCUAGCUAGCGCCGGUGCAUCGAGCAACGAGGGAGCUGCCGCUUUGCGGGGAUCUUAGUCUGUCACCAGAAAGAGCUGCGUAACGACGUUUUAUCAGAUUGUCUCUCAGGCUGUGCUUCGCUCUCUGCACUCGUCGCUCUUGCUUUCGUAAUCCGUUUCAGGAGCUAGCUCUUAAAGCUGAAGAAGGGGAAGGUCGAAAGGGGGCUCUCUCGAAGGAAGACUGUUUGGUGAAACGUUGGAAGCGACACCAACUUCACCCACUUCUUGAACAAACCUUUGUGAAACUAAGCUAGUUUCCCGAUUCCUGCUGCACACCCGACGCCGAGUGACGUCAUCAUGCAUUCUGCACGCAGCCUCUGGGAGGCGACCAGGCGCCAGCCCCUUGUGCCAGUUUUCGUGGGGUCUAUCGCGGUCCUGGUCGCCGCGUUUACUCUCCCCCCCAGAUUGACCGGGGGAGAAGCACCGGGACCGUACGCCCCUUCCCCCGACAAGGCCGUCCGCACUGGGGGGAUCAUCGGCAACCGCCCGGUGAAAAGCACCGGGUCGGCAUCAGGGACGGAGCCGGAGACCGGGCCUGAGAUUGGAGAUACGAAGAAGGAUGCUCGGGGCAAGGUGUGAUGGAGGGAACGCGUGCAAGGUGAUCAGGAGGGGUCGCCGGACUACAGUGGAGCUUUUCUAUACUUGAGCAUGUAUUGAUUACCACAAGUUUGGAAAAGACGGCUCGCCAGCCCUUAAGUUGCAGGCAUCGCGGUAGCUUGGUCUUUAGGCACUGCAUCUCAAAUAUUGAUCAAGAGGAGAAGUCUAAGCAGCGCUCUGCAACGGGUUCCAGGUGGUGAUGCAUAGCUAAACAGAGCCGUACGUGAGCAUAGACAAACGGGUUUGAACGGGGCCCCA
This is a messenger RNA of Klebsormidium nitens, 998 nucleotides long. NCBI's taxonomy places the organism in Eukaryota, Viridiplantae, Streptophyta, Klebsormidiophyceae, Klebsormidiales, Klebsormidiaceae. The record is from the annotation of a GenBank genome assembly.